AUUGAAAUCCAAGAUGGCGGCGCCCUAGUCAAACCGUGAUCUGAGGAAACAGGUCAUUUAUAGCGUUUUUAAUCGCUUUGUUCAGUGUUUUUUUUGACAUGGAUUACAGGAACGAGUUAAUCUCAAACACAAUACGGACAUAAAGUGUCGAUAAACAAAAAAGUAAGUACCUCCAAACCGAAAGCUUCUUUGAAAACAACCUCUGAUCAUGUCUGAUGAUCCGUCAGCAGACUGUCUUUACACAACAAGAACCGAGACAGAGGAAACAUCAAUUUACAAAUGCAACCCUGACAUGAUCAGGUUUGUUUGUCCGGGGCAAAAAAAGAUCCAGAUAUCUGUGAUUAUGUGAAUAGUCGGUGACUUGUAUCUGAUUUUUUCUAUUUAUUCAUUUCUCUUAAUGCUUAAACCCAAAAUCUGGAAACCUGAUUUAUGUUCGUUUACUUGUCAUCGAUCAAAUACAGUCUGAUAUAAAGUGUUAAAAAUGUCAGUUAAGUUACAGCUUUUUGACUUGGAAAUUAAAGGUCUACCUUACUGGAGAUGCAUUUUCUGCCAUCAUUUGAUUAAUCAUGUCUGUAAAUCCUUUACCCUUCACAUUUGUCAUUUGAACAUUAGGACCAUGCAGGCACUCAAAAUCAUUUCUCUGUCCCUCCACAGUGCAGAUUUUGCUUUAAUACCUAGCACAGGAACACUCAAAGCUCAUCCACAAGGUUAUGAUAUUCAAAAUCACUGACACCAAAAAGUACAAAAGAUAACUUUAGGAUUUUUUCUUGAAGAAAACUUGGAAACAUUUCUUGCUAAAUCCCUUUAAAGGGGUGACAAACAUGCAAUUAUCUCUUAUCAAAUGCAUCUACACAUUGAAAAUUCUGCAUUGAAAGGGGGAAAUUCAACAGACCCAUCAUUUUAGCAAGUUUACCAAUCAUCAAAGAAAUUCUCUGUUUUUGGAACAAUACCAGAGCCGUGGUUCACAGCCUCAGAUUGUCAGAUGACGUGUGUCAUUCCACUGCAUAAGUUUUUUAGUGACUGUUUCAGAAAAAACCUGGACAGAUGAGAUCUAUCACCAUAGAAACAUUUUCUCUAUCUCUCUUGUCGGCCCACUCACUUCCACCUUUAUAGAUGCACACAACCUUGAGUGCUUGGCUCUCCCAGCCUCAGCCCGAGGGAGGAGCGUUGGCUGCUGUGAUGCUUAGGUUAUACUUGAGAGAACUUCAUGAAAUAAUACGUUCCUACAAGCAUGUGGGUGGAGAAAGAGGUCAAAAGAGGAAAGGGAUGUUUGUGCUUUUUCUGUACUCAUGUAGAAGGAAAUCUUGAAGCUGUCACAAAAAGAUCUGUCAAACCAAGUUGUUUAAUGAUCCAGACUGGUUGUGCUUUCUGUAACAGAUGUUAAGACUUAAAUCUAGCUUUGGUGCAACAGUCUUUCAUUCAGAAACUUUCAUUUUCCUAAAGUCAGGGCUUGAAAAAGUGUGACAUAGUUGGAAAAAAAAUAGAUGAUGCAUCUUUUAACUUUACCAACCUGUACUGAAUUAACCAUUUCGAUGAGGUCUCUGCAACUUCAGAUAGAAAAAUCAUACAUCUCCAUUCACCUUAUUUACAUCUCCAUCUCUGCUUGGUGAUGUCAGAGAAUGCAAAUGAGUACUUCCUCCACUCAGCAGCAUCAAAGGUGUCCCUGUUUCAGAUGGCGAUGCGUCACUGCUGUGAAAAUAUUCACUUGACAGGUCAACUUGUUUGCAGUUGUUCUCUGGUGAGGAAGCACAAACUGUGAGAAUAUUUCUGGUUACCUUGGAAACUGUGUUUAUAUACUUGUGUGUGUGUGUGUGUGUGUGUGUUACGCGCCUUGCUUUGAGGACAAAUUUAGGUCAAAUUUCUUUUUUCCCUCAGCUGACUGGUCGACCUAGAUUCAGUCACAGUUAAGUUGGUUCAUGCAAAUUAAGGUGUGAGUUGUAAUUUUUCAAAGUAGCCAAAGAUAGAUGAUUAAAGGCAUAUGUACUGGACUAGUUCCUUGUUAUUUAUCAAAUUCUUUAACUAAAUAAUCCAGUUUUUGGCUCUGCCAUGAUGCAGUAUUGUGACCCUCUGACUGCAGAUGAUGGAUAAAACAUGAGAGAGGUUUUCUGGAUGCUUAAGUGUCCAUCAGGGUGAUGUUGGAGUGAUUAUCUGCAGGGAAAUGAGGACUCAGUGAAACACUGUAACAGCUGAUUGAAAAUGUCCUUCUCACAUCACAUCACGCUGAAUAAACUUAUUUCACAAAUUCACGCAUGGUGCAAAGAACACAGACUGUGAAACAGCAGUGUGAGGAGAGGAGCUGCAGAGCCGAGCUGUCAAUCAUUCUGUCACACCGCGUGGACUAGGAGAGCGAUCUGUGCUGACUGUAAGUGUUGAAGGAGAGAGCAGUCCUCUGUUGCACGCAAAGACAAAGUGUUUGGCCGAUAAUCAUCCUGUGCGGUGAAAUUACGAUUGAAAUGAGCUUUUCCAUUCGUACCAUGUAGUGUGACCACAUUUGCACUUAAGCUGCAUCUAUAGACUUUUUGCAGUGUCACAACACGCUGUUAGGAGCACAAGGAAAAACUCAGGAGUUUGGAUAAAUGGAUACUUUGAAUUUUAAUUAAAUAUUGACACAGGGAGAUUUUUAAAGAGCUUUCCAGUGUAACUUAUGGGUUCAUCAUAGCUCAUUGCUUUGAAAAGCAGUUAAGUGAUGCAACCAGCAAAUGCUUAAAUUAUAAUUAAAUACAACUUAUUUCACUCAUCAAUCUACUUUGUAUGUUUUACCAUCACUCUUUUGGUCUUUUAAUUGAUAAAAAUGCUAACAAAAAAUGAAAUAGAUCUUUUUAAUCAAAGAGAGUUGUCUAGUCAUUAUUUUGGAGCAAAAUCCAAUUAAUAGUAAUUGAAAUAAUAAUAGAAAAAGGAGUAAUGCAUCGCAAAUUGCUAUUUUGCUCUCUGCUUCUUCCACUUCACAAUACUUCCAUACAGUCAACAUUAUUGAGGCUUGUUGUUGUGGGCGCUCAAGCUGUCACUGUGUGCAUAAUUAAUGCAUCACCUUAAUGUUGAUACUGAUAAUUGAUUUUUUUCAAGCUUUCAUAUCUAUACUGUAAUUAUUCUGAUAAUAUUGUCUAUCCAGAAGAAUUAACCAUCCGACAGCUAAUCAACUGUGGUUGUCCCUGUUGUAGGUGAAGAACCAUGCUGGUUUCAUUGAGGAGGUUGGCUCUGUGUCCGCUGGGUGUUGCCCGGCUGGUUCAUAUCAGGGGUACUCUCCUGAGCCCAGCACCCUGUCUGCUGUCCCCUUGCAUCCGCACCCUGUUUAGUGAGUCUGGCGUCUGGGAGAAAGACUACCGGACAGAGACCCGGCGCAAAGUGGAGGAAUGGUGGCACCCACGAAUAACAGCACAGUGGAGGAAGGACUCGCAGGAAGAGGUACAGGUUUGAUGAUACUUUACACACCAGCAUGACUGGGUUUUGUCUUUCUUUAUUUAUGUGGAUUAUCCAGGUUAUGCAUUCAUGUACUGUAUGUAUGAACAUCACACUUUUUUCAACACCACAAUCAGCAUUUAUCUUGACCUUUAAGUAACUGAGUCUAAUAUUCAACUGAAAUUAACACAAUUUAUUUAUAUAUAGCUGAAAAUGGAAACUCCUCAGGCUUAAAAUGAGAACCAGAUUGCAUUUAAUUAAAAACAGAGGUCCAAAAUAUUACAAUAAUGAAAUUUGAGUAAAAUUUGAGAAAUUAUCAUUAGAUGCAAAACAGCUCAAGUUUGUAUCGUUUAUACACAGUGACUCAAUUGGAUGUCAGAAAGAUGGAAAAUGCACUAAUGAAUUUCUAAAUCUCAAGAGCCAAUCUUAUUGUACCGAAACAAAUGUUUCCAUUAAAAAGGAUUCUUUUCACACCGAUUUGAAAUCCCUUUUUGAUAGCUCUUGUAGCUAAAAGGAUUGAUUUUUGUUUGACUUGCAUGCUACUGUGAUCUUUAAAUGUGACCCUGACAUGAAGAUGAAUCAGCUGAAUGCAGGAGGAGCAAUAAGAGAGACUGUGAUGAUCACAGAACAAAGGAUCAAAACAACCAAGCUGCCAUGUAAACAGUGUGUACCAACUCUAAUUAAAACUAGGCUAAAACUUAAAACCUGGGCCCAGUUAAAGUAAUCGAUACAAUAAGAAUGUGUUCUGGUCAGGGUGUCCGCUGGGUCUUAGAAAGUAUUGUAGUGCAGGGACUGUUAGUGUUUUGUGUUCUUGUUUCUGUAUUGCAUCAGGACAUCAGAAACACUGUUUGUGUUUCCUGGAUACUGGAAUUAUGUUAUAACACCACCUUCUCUUCGGGGUCAUUGUUGUACUCUGCCUGUUGAAGUGAUCACUCGCCUGCUCCGGUGUGGACUUAAUAAGUUCAUCAUCACUGGGUUCAGAGCGUUCCACAGAGUGUGUAACCAGUAUUUUAUUAUAAGUUUGCAUCUCCAAAGUAAACGAAGAUAAAACCUGAAUCCUUUGUCCAAGAAAUCCUUCUUCCUGCAAAUGAAAAUGCUUGACUCUUCUGGUCUUUUCUUUGUUUUUUCUGGUUGCACCAUUCUGGGUACUGAUCGGAUACUCAUCGGGCACUGACAACCCCCGCCAAGCAGUCUACAGCCCAAAAAAUCCACCAUAGUUUAUUAUUCUUUCGAGCUUUAUUCCUCCGCAGUUUACCUCAUUUCUACUACAACUGUAGAUGUGUUGCAAACAGCAGCUUUAAGUGGGGAUGAGGUCUUACAAUUUCUCGAAAGGUCUUUAAAAGGUAUUGAAAUUAACCUCAGGAUUCCUGCAUAUACCCUGUUGAUGCACAUGUUGUCCAGAUUUGGUUUUCUUUUAAAACUUGGCAUCUUGUAAAGGUAGAUCCAGUCCAGUUUGUCUGGAUUCCUUGAAAACUGGUCGAAAAAGCAGCUCGAUGACCUGACUUGAAGUAGAUCUGCAAAUCAGGACCAUCCUUUUUCAGAUUAAAUCUUUUUAAUCCAGAUUAGGUCUUCAGAAGUGUUGGGCUGAUAAUCUUUUCCUUCCUUUGACAUUAGUCACCCUUGCUCCGUAUGCAUGGACACAUUGUUGUAAGUGUGCAUUAGAAAUCCCUUUAGCCUCGACUUUCAGAUUAAAUCAUUAUUAGGUCAUUUAACGUCCCUUCACAUGAUCAGCAGCUAUAACUGUCUCCGGCUGCAGCUCGUCUCUGAUAUGCAGCUGCGGCUGGUUUUAUCUCCUAAUGGUCUGGGAUAGGCAGACAGUGAUGGAGUGCAUUCAUGGCAGCCCUGUUCUUAAUUAAUUUACUGAAAAAUUCAUGACUCAGGUUUCCUGUCGUCAUGUAUGGCUGGGGUGUAACCACCAGUACUCACUUCUGUCGCCAUGGUAACUGCAUUGUGACUGUAAACCAUUCAUAAUCAGACUCUGACACUAUAAUCAGACCCUGUUAGCCUGAGUGAAGAGUUAUUAUUCCCGUCUAACCUCAUCAGGAUAAUGCAGAGUGUUUUAGUCAAAGCUCAUUCAAAAGCCAGACUGAUGAUGGCGGAAAGAGCCCCUGCAUUGUUAUUGUACUCUCCUAAGAUUAAAGUUUUAUGAUCUUUUCCACACCAAAUUAGUCCCCCCCCUUCAUAGCUUUGUGCUUUGUUUUGUCUGUCAUUCCAUCCAGGGUUCCGACAGGAAGAAGUUUUAUGUGCUCUCCAUGUUUCCAUAUCCAUCAGGUCGGCUGCACAUGGGCCAUGUGCGAGUUUAUACCAUCAGUGACACUAUCGGGCACUUCCAGAGAAUGAGAGGCCAUCGGGUAUGUCUGCUUUGAUUUAUUUAUUUAUUUAUUUUAAAAUAAUAAUGGUAAUUAUUAUUGUUAUCAUUAUGAUUUUUAUUAUUAUUAGUAGUAGUGGUAGUAAAAGUAGUUGUAGUUGUAGAAGUAUUUUUCUUUUGACAUUUUCUUACAAUCUAUUCUCACUUCAUGAAGCAAGGUCAGUACUCGAAUGUAUCUAACAUAAGCCUAGAAAGCUUUUAUUUUGACUGAAGUUUUUAGAAAAGAAAGAAAACCGGCUCGAGGCCAUUUCUUUUGAAGACAUUAUGAAAGAAAAUGGUGUUAAUAAAAAAGAAAAAUCAAGGAUGGUUGAAUUUCACUUAGCUGCUGCAGACUGUGAAUCUCGUCUAGCACUCCUGGCUCAGUGUCUUGGCAUACUGGAGCUCUUUGCAAGCAUGUACUACAACCUGGAAAUGUCUCUGACAUUACCCAGGCAAGCUGCAAGUGAGAGCUUUUUCUGUCGGCCCCAUUGUCAGAGAUUGUCAGUUAAUUUGAUUUGAUUUGUGAUAAUUUGCCAGGCUGAUGAUGUUUUUAUCUUAACAUAAGUUUUGGCACUUUAUAUUUUCUCCCUUGUGCCUCAGCUGCAAAAAUUGUUAUCAAGUCCCCCUGAUACACCUAAAAUUUCUCUGGAGUCCCUGUUGCUUAGACACAAAGUUCAUGUGCUGAAGUGCUUCAAAGAACCAUACGCUGUAGUUACACAUGCACAAAACUUCUCAACUUUGGCCACAUAUGUCAGUGCAGAAAAGCCUUUAUUCAGCCUUUUCCUGUGAAUAUCUGUGAGAAGUUUGGGUCAGCUGAUGUGAAGACACAACAGGAAAUAUUUGGGAAAAGUCAGUGUUAGUGAGCAAGUGAAAAUCAUGUGACAGGAUAAAUAAAGACAUGAGGCUGAAGAAAGAGAAUAAUUUUCAAAGUCAGAGCAGUUAAGAUGUCCUAAAGGGAAAACUUCUCCUCCUGGGAGGUACAUGUGUGAAAGAGCAAUCUAAGAAAAUAUCACGGGCAGAAAUCCCUAAUUUUCACAUAUAUACUAAAAAAAGUGCUGUUGGAAGUUUUUAACUACACCAGCUAAGACAAACAUCACAUAUGACAAACUCAAGCUCUCUAACAUUGCAGAUAUUUUUCACUUGUGUUUGUACUUUGGAAAUGUGAAUGUUGUAUUAAUAUAUAUGAUGAAAAACACCAUGCCUAACCCAGGAACCCUCGAUCCUCCAUCCUGGCGUGGUUUCUAGUUAGUUAUCUGAAAGUCUUUAUGGGGCUAUACUGUCCUGUUUUUCUUCAGAUGUGGUGUAGUGAAGCAUUUUGACUUUUUAUGCAAAGGAACAGGAUUGUAUUAAGUUUACAUUUAAAAUUAUGGCCCUGUCUGUGGAAUAGCCUGCGAGAAGACCUGAGGGCCACAGAGCAUAUUCAAUAAAACCAGCCGCAGCUCAUUUUACUUGCUAUGUUUAUUCUUUUUAUUUACUUAUUUUGAAAUGAUAUUUGAGCUAUUUAUUAGUAUUUUAUAAUUUUAUUUAUUCAUUUGAUUUGAUGUUCUUAGCCAAUGUAGUUUAUGUUUUUAUUGCAUUUCUCCAGUGUUUCCUCUGUGGAGGCCACCUGCACUGGGGGCUGUGACUGGCUCUGUCUGGGAUUUUUCUGCCUCGCUGGUGGUGGUCUGCAGCAGUGCUUGCUGCUGUGGGCCCCAUACUGGCCUGUAACAAGGUGCACGCCCAAGUGGAGGUGUCCGGGCCCUGGGCCGUGAGCAGCCUCCAGUGCAGUCGGCCUCCUGGCGUUUCCUGACCUGGCUACUCUGUACUCAGCCACACGCUUUUAAAAUUGCGUUAUCAGUGUGUGUGUGUGUGUGUGUAUGUGUGUAUGUGUGUAUGUGCUGGGGCGGGGGGUGGGGGGUUGGAGACUGUUUCAAACAUGUAAAGCACUUAGUGCUGCAUUUCCUCUUGUGUGCAAAGUGCUUAGAAAAACCGUGAUGUCUAUUCAGUGGUUUUCAGAUUGUUUUUUGAAGACAGAUUAAUCAUCAGUGUUGAAGCAGUGAUUCAGUCUUUGCCGUUUAUCUUGAGCCUUUUGUCUUUGAAGAACCUUUUUUAUGUAAUAGUGACUGUUAGAUUUAUGUUCUUUGGAUAAUGUUUUUUUGUGUGUGUGUUUAACAUUACCAUACCACCAGUCUCUAUUGUCUUUCAAAACAAUGACAGAGUUUACUGUAACCUUGAAUUUUAAUAAUAUUGCACGAUUGUUUUCGCAGCCUUCAUUUUUGUGGGUUGUCUUUUCGUAAACACAUUUAUAAUUUGCUGACCUUAUUAUUUAGCUUGUUAUACUUUAAUACUGUUUGAUGAAACAGGUAAAAACGCUGACUUUGUUGUGCUUGAUGAGCUUCUAGCCACUCAUUUAUUUUGUCACCUUGGACUUUUCCAGCUUUUUAUGCCACUGUAGACUUCUUCAGAUGUAAAUGUGGCUGUGUCUGUCCAUGUCUCCUUCUUUGUCUAGUUUUUGUCCUCAUAUUAUUUCCUUCUGUCUUUACCUUGGUAAGAUCUUUUUUCUUGUCUUCAGAGAUUUUACGUAUGUUAUUGUUGAUUCUUUCACCUGUGGAGAGAAUCUUGUCUGCUUCUGUCUAGUUUUUCCCCGGACAGAAAAACAGUUUCACCUGACUGACAAUGAUUCUCUGCCCAGGAGUUUAUGUUCUCAAAGCAUCUGUCAGAAAGCAAAUGUGGUUCCACUGAGUGCACUGAGUCCAGCUUAUUCACUAGUUAAUUAAAAACAUUCACUCUGUGGGUUGCCAUAUACUUACGCUAAUUUCCUGGAUUUUAAAGUGUGUUUUUAUAUCUCAUUCUUAACCUCUAUAUUCAGUUAAAUACACCCACAUACUCCUGUCUGUUGUCUUGUAUAAAUACAUUGUGACCAAAAACUAAACAACAUGUUCAUUUUAAAGCUUCUCAUGUGUUCAUUGGCAAUAUUCAAAUUUCUGUUUUUAAUUAAUGCAGAAAAUUAAAGCGGUUCUAUCUUCCCUUACUUGACAGCUCAGACUCUGUAUCACGAAGUAUAAGGUAGAUAUCAGGUGACUUUUGAUAUUUGUUAAAAAAAAAAAGGACAGCUCCAAAAAAUCUAAUUGUUGUAAAUAAGUAAUGUUGUUAUAAGAGCACCUAUUACAAGCCCUAAGUUAAAAUCACUGUUUCUUUCAUAUGAGUAAACGGACAAAAAGCUGAUUAGAUAGAAUGAAGACAACAACAACAACAAAAGAUAUCAUGAACGUAAUUAUUUGGAAGGAUUUGUAAAAGAAGCCAAAUGAACCCUUUAGUCUACUUAGAUGAAGUUCAGAAACUCUGUAUGUACUUGUUUCUCAUUUUUGAUGAGAAAAUCAAAGAGGAUAUUGACCUGCACAGAGGUGCAUAUUUGAAAAGAAAGCUCCAUCUCUUGUGUCUGUAACGUAAAAAUGAAGCCAAGGAAUGGCUGAGAUGGGGAUUUAAGUUUGAGACCUGGAGUCACACACAACUUGUGCACAAUCUUUUCAUUUUGUAUUUUUUGCUCAUUAGCAUGAUACAUAAGCCCCUGCCUCUGUUGUACAAGCAGCCACACCACUCAGGCCUUAUUUUUUUUGCCGCCCCUCAUAUGCAUGAGCACCUGGAAAACUGUGUUGCCUGUAUUGCAACAGCUGUUUGUUUUAGGGAAACCUGAACUUGCCCGAAGACCAUUGUGUCAUCUGUCAGGGUUUAGUUUAAACCAAUUAGCUUGAUUAAAAAUAAAACAGACCGAGCUGCUGUGGCAUCUCAGCGCUGCCACAGAUAAAGAGAAGCUCGUUGCUGGGACUGUGUGGGUGGACACUUGCAUUGCCAUGGUCUCACAUUCACAAAAAUCUCUGCCUCCAGACUCUGGUGUCCAUCAUGUUGUGUUCACGAGGAGCCUGCAGCUACUGAUUGACGUAUCUGUCAUGGGUUGGCACGGACUUGCUCCGCAUUACAGUGGACAGAUUGUCAUAAAAUGUUCCCACACUGACUCCCACGUCCAUCUCCCUCUGCCUGUUGUCACUCAUGCUCUGAAAUGUGCCAUCAGUCACUGUGGUAACAGGUUGGUAAAGAGCAGGGCUAUCACUGACGUUCAAAGCUAUUUAUGGUAAAAAGAUAAUUUCCCUCUGCUGCUCUCUAAACUUUGAGAAAUUAGUUCAGUAAUACAGCCUGCCUGCCUCAGCCUCUCUCUGUCACAUACCCUCAUGUCUGUCUCACUAAAGCGGAGUAUUGAUGCCACACAAACAGAGUAGUACCACCUCUAUCUUAAUCAAGUGCAUCUUUCCCCCUCUUUUUACUGACUCGAUCGUUUGCUUGUACCUGUAUUCCUCCUGAGCUGUCAGAGUAGUCUGCUGUGCUAAACACUCGUGGCUCAAUACCAACCAGCACUGGGCUUUUUCAAAUGAGGCCGAUGCAGUUACCAAGGAUACCAAAUUGUCUGAAACAUCAGCCCCGUUAGAGUCCAUGGAUGAUCCUCUCCAGUCCUCGACUCCUUGUCUCCUUGCUUCCCCUCUACUUUACUCCCGCCUUCCAUUCCUGUGCUUUCAUGUUGUUCUUUUCUCUCAGAGAGCAGAAAAACACAGACAGGGAGACCUGUCACUAUGACAAUGAGAUGGCAUUAUUUCAAGUCAAAGGAGUUUUUUUUUAUUUUUAUUUUUUAAUCGAUUACGUGUAGUAGGGGGUCCCGACCAGCUUGGACCCAGAGUCCCAGUUACAGUAGUGAGGCUCUCAACUGCUACAGACGGGUCAUCCCGAUCAUAUCAUGAAUUCAGCUCAAUUUGAUAAACUUCUACCAAAGCACUGUUAUCAGUUAAGGUGAAUGCACAUCUAAGAACAUCCUGUGCUUUACUUUCAUGUCAGAAAAAAACACUAAUUUUCACAUGAUUCCUCAACACACUGAUCAGUUAGACUGGUGUAUGAGUCACUGGUAUAAUGUGGAUUUGUGAUAGUUUUGCUUCUCAGCAGACGCAGUAAUGGCUGAAGAGUUUAUUUCAGCUCAGUCUUCUCCAUCAACCGCUAACAGCUCAUUUCAAGGAGGUACACAUCUUGCACAGGGUUGUGCAAUAAAAAAGCUCUGAGAGCAGAACACUAACUUCAAAGACACACUUGGGCUUUUCUGGUUUCCCUAUUUAACUUCUCAGUACUGAAGAAAAGUCUGUAAAAAAAACAGGGCAGGGAACUCUGGCUGAUCACACCAGUUUGACAGAUCCAAACUAGUGUCGUACAUAACUGGUUGGUUUGAUUUAUAAAGGUCCUGACCAUAGACUGUAUAUGCUAUGGACAACUUGGUUCCACCUUCCGCCAUCAUACGGAUUUGAAGACGAAAAGCUCUCCAUAAUGCUGCAUUUUUUUCUCCACUUCCUGAAACCAACAUUGCGCAGUAGCAUUGUACACAUUCGGCGGGAGAGUUGCCGUGAGUUGCUGUGAUGACGCUGGGCUCAAACAGCGUAUUCUUACGCGAUCUUUGAACGCCCAUAGGCUGUAUCAAGUGUCAGUCACAGAAAACAUGAACCCCCUGAUAACUUUUAAAAACGGAGCUGUACAGAAAAAAAAGAGGACUUGAGCACAAACCAGUCUUACAAUAAAUACAUGUCAACAUUGCAAGUAAGGGGAAAAAAAAUGUAUGUUCUGUAAUAAAUUUCUAAAGUUUGUCCACAGCCCCAUAAGUUUUGCUGGAGGAGGAGGGAUUUAUGACCUAUACUGCAGCCCAUCAACAGAGGGUGCUGUUUUCGGAGUGGCUUCACCCAGCGAGGAAGCAGACUCUGUCCAUUCUAUAUACAGUCUAUGGUCCUGACUCACUGUUGUUACAAAGAAAAUUUAUAGUUAUCUUUAGAUUCACAAAAGAUGUAUGUUAAAAGUCAGUAUUAAAUGCAUUAACUAAAGGAAAUGUGCUCAACUCAAACAUCAGUGCUGCCUCUGACAGGACAGUUUUCUUCACGAAGCUCUUACAUACUGUUGGUUUUAAGCAUAGACUGUUGGACAUUUACACCCAGUUAUGCUUUAUCUGGAAAAGUGACAAAGUUGCAUUGCUGGUCAAAGCCUCUGAUCUGAUCCACCCCAAAUGUAAUAGACGCAUAAAUGAGGGGAGACUGUGGCUGUGUGUAACUGCAGAGCCAGCAGGGCAGCACUAUGUGUGUGUGUGCACGCCUUAAUGUUUGUUUAAAUGGUGCUCUGUUGUGUGUCUGCAUGCUGUGGCUUACGCACUUCUGCAACAUCAUAAUGGGAUAGAAAAUCAAACACUGGUACAUUGAAGUCAUUGUGGGAUCUGUGAUUCAUAUCAGACUUGCAGGUGUGCAGCUGUCACAUCCUGAGUGUCCACUCAAAAGUUUACCUCACUUUCUAGUUCUUUUAAGUUAUAUAAAAGCUGCACUUGAGAGAAUUGUUUGGUUUGAUGUACAGACAGAUUUGUGUUAUGGAGUUGAGAUAGCUGCAGGGGAAAACACAUUACUUUACAAGGGUCAGAAUGUGCCACAGUUUCUGAGGAAGCUGGUGAUUUUACACCGAAUAAAUUAGCUCCUAAAGUGAAGCAUUUUAUUUUUCUUUUUUGCUGCUGUUUCUAUUUGCAUAAAUCCUUGUGAUGCAUACAGUAUGCUAAUACGGAACACAGAAAGAAGAUAAUCAUUCUCUGUAUUCUUUUAAGACCCCUGUAUUAACAUGGAAGUUUAACUAAUUCUUCUACAUUAUCUCUUUGGCUAUUCGACUGAAACUGUUGAUAUUAAAGGGAUUAUGUGAUGCACAUUUAUCCUGAAUGAAUUAUCAUAUGAAGUUGAAGGAAUCUGGUUGCUGAGUUAUUUACAGAUUAAAGUUGAUAUGAAGGGGUGCUUAUGACCUGGGGGGUUUAAGCACACACCCUGUAUACAGAGGUUAUGCCUCAAGCAUACAGUCUGAGUUACAGUUCCAGCCUUUGACUCUGUCUCUGUCUCCCCAUUCAGGACUGUCUGAUUUGUUGGGCUUUGGGAUUUACAAUGAUUCAGAACAACAAAAGAAACAGAAAAGUAAAAGAUUCAUCACACUGUCGAAACCAAAAACAGCAUUCAGGCUUUCACUCAAGAUUUGACUCAUGAUUUGUGAGUCAAAGUGAUUCAACUCUUAAAUUUCACGGCUCAUACAGAUUUCCUUACUGCAAUCACAGGUGCUGAAUCCAAUGGGUUGGGAUGCUUUUGGUCUACCAGCAGAAAAUGCAGCCAUUGAGAGAGGCCUGGACCCAGGGGAGUGGACUAAAAGGUAUGUGGACUAUCACAUUGGCUUAUGUUAGGACCAUAUUUAUCCAUUGUUCACCCUAAUGCAGUUUCUCCUCCUUAGUAACAUCCAGUCCAUGCGGGAGCAACUGGACAGCCUGGGCCUUUGCUUUGACUGGGACCGCGUGAGUAGAAAAUCUGAAAACCAGACUGGGAGUUUGAAAGAUGAGCUCUCUGUUGUCGAGUUGAUGACCUGUUUGUGCUUAUUUGACAGGAGGUUACUACCUGUCUUCCAGACUACUACAGGUGGACACAGUAUCUGUUUAUCAAGCUCUUUGAAGCAGGACUGGCAUAUCAGAAAGAGGUAGGAAUAUCCUUUGAAUGAAAGAGGUGUGAAUAAAGUGCUUAUCCAGCUUUUCUUCUAAAAGGGGAAAUAUGCUUACUCUCGGUUUGAGGUCCCUGACAGUGACAGAAAUGAUUGAAGCAGCUCAGCCGUUACUCCUGGAAGAAAAAGACUGAAAUGAAAAAGACGAGGGCUCGGUUGAAGCUCUUUUGAUUAAGUUUAAUGAAAUGAGACGACCUUGAAUAAGCCUUUGGUCUGUCUAUUAAAUCCAACCUACUUCCUAAGCUCUGCUUUUUAAUUUUAAUUCUGAAUGUGUGUGUGCGUGUGCGUGUUAUCCAGGCUGUGGUGAACUGGGACCCUGUUGAUCAGACGGUACUGGCUGAUGAGCAGGUGGAUGAAAACGGUCGCUCCUGGAGGUCUGGCGCCCUGGUGGAGCAGAAGCUGCUCACACAAUGGUUCAUUAAGACCACAAACUACGCCAAGGUACAGGCUCUUUGGUGUGCAUGUUUGUGUGUGAGAGAGAGACCUGCAUCUUUUAUGUGUGUGCAGGUGCAAAGCAGUGUCGGACUGGCUGGCCAGCAGCUUAAUUCAUGCCAAAAUGAGCAGUGCACCCCUCUGAUAACAAUCAUGGCUGACACCUCAGCCACAGAAGCUGCAGCCCUGCCUCUCAGCUCCUGCAAUCAGACCCCCGGACGCCGUCAUUUGUUGCUCAGUGUCCACAGGGGAAGUGAUACCGGCAGAGUCAGGGUAAUACCACAAAGCGGCCUGGCUGACUGAUUAGAAGUCUGAACCUUUUCUGCACAGAGCACAGCGCAGGCCUGCUGCAGGGUGAAUUGAACCCCUCAGGACCUUUUUGAAUCAGCUACAGAAAAGACAGCUCAUGCAUUUAACAUCCAGCAUGUGCAUGUAGAUUGUUAGACGUGCAUGUGCACAUGCUGGAUUUGAGGCAGAAUUUGACAGAUUUUAGAAGAGUCCUCAACAGAAUUGCGAAAACUACAUUAUUCAAACCUGACGUUACACUUUUCUAAUCUGUGCUGAUUAAAAAUGUCUUUCUCAAGGGGAAAAACUAAAAAUAAUUUGAAGCAUUAAAUUUUAUGAAUUUGUAAAGACAUGCUCAGGACAAACCUGGAACACAAAGGAGCAUCCUUAAAUGUUUUUUUUUUUUUUUUUCACAAAGAUCAAAAUAUUAUCAAUGAUAUGUUAAACUAGAAAAGCACUCAGAGAGCGCAGACCUCUGCCAAGCAGCUCAUGUCCUCCCUUAUAUUGUGAUUCACACCAAAACUUUUACUGUUACGUGUCUUUUAUUAACUUUUAUUUGUGUUUAAACUGGUAUGUUCACUGUUCAUAAUGUUCCUAAAACAACAAAGCUCAUAUUAAUUACAUAAAUGCAUGAUUUAUUAUGCAAUAUUUGUAAGCGUACACUUCCUUGUAUCUUCAUUGGUUAUCUUUCAGCAUUGAAAAUUCCAACGACACCCUUAUUUUUGUGUGUUCUGGAUCACAGUAUCCGGAAUUUUGUCUGGAUCAGGAUCAACAUUUGACACCUCAUAAAACUCAUUGAGAUCCUUUUGUGUUAUUUUUUACUAAAGACUCUGGCCAUUUUUAUAGAGUUACAUGCAAAAAUUCCAAAAUUUGCCCUAUCUCACAAUGAUAAAGAAUCCUUCAAAAAAUUCCUGGAUCCAGAAGGCGAUCCAGAUCACCACCAAAAUGUAAUGGGAUCCUCCUGGGGCUGAGACGUACGUACCGUCAAUCCGUCGGUAACUUUCUCUGUAAAGUUGGUCACAGACAAACAAACAAACAAACAAACCAACCAACACUACCAAAAACAUUACCUCCUUGGCGGAGGUAAAAAAUCUUUUUCCUGACACAUGUGUUGGAAAGUUUUUGAACAGAUCAGAAUUGAUAGCUGUUAUUCCCUGUUGACAGAUAGAUUGAUUUCGUGAAACUUUCUAUUAAAACAGACAAUUUACCUUAUGACACCAGAGAGUUGUACAUUAUUCAAGUUACUUUCCCCAUGUUUUGAUUUUUGAAAUAAAAUUAAAAAAUCCUAACCUGCCUGAGAGGUGUGAGCUUGAUCCAAAAACUUCUCUGUGCUUUAAAUUAUUGAAGGCUGUAAUAAUGAUUUCUGUUGAAUGUGACAAAACCUGCAGACACACUGGUUUAAUUCAUUUGGCAAAUUUACCAGUUUAAUUAAAAUACAGGGGUCAUCCAGUUUUAGCAGUAGGGCUGAUGUCACCUGUACUUGUCAGAGGAAUGAGCGGAGGAGGAGGAAGCCGCCAACUAUGACAAUGUGUUCCUGCAUUUCUAAUUUUCUCUGACGAACAGAGAAGUGGGAAGGAGGGAAGGGAGAGGAAGGUGUUAGGGAACCGAAGUGAGAAAGACAGGCGGAGAGAAAGGAGGACCGUGUCAAAGCACAGCAUGCCAAAUAAAAAAGUGCUGCACAGUAAUUGGACUGUGAUUUCCUGCCUGCGCUCAUGUUUGAGCCCGUUAGACAACAUUAACUUCAGACAACAUUUACUCAGCAGCCAUCAGUUUAGCUGUCAGGUCGUUCCAGGCUGUUUCCUCAUGAAUCGUAACCAUAGUGUUUCCUUCAGGACACAGAUGACUGAAUAUUAUUACUAAGAUGGAUUUUUCCAGAGUGGGGCGACGAGGAUGCAAAAUGAUCAUGUGGCAUCAUGGCAGAGUUUUCAAUUUCAUGCAUAAUCACACUUGUUGCACUCAGGCACACGCGCUGCACUGACAUCUAAAUGAUUCACAGCUCUUUGUAUUAUCCAGCUGCUAUGUGAGCUGCUUUGAGUCUAUUUACUACCAUGAAUGUGACACUUGAAGGCUGAUGUUCUUGAACUUUCGAGAAAAAUGAGGAUCUUUGUUGUUUCUGCAUAAUGUAACAUAUUUGUCAGGAGUGUGCUUGGUGUCUCCUUCUUUCCCUCACUCUCACAUAAUCCUCGGUUAUUGCCAUACCAUGCUUGUUCUCUCAAUCUUUUCAUAGUUGCCAUGGAAACUCCUGUCCUUGCUGUACAUCUUUGAGUGUCAAACUGUUUUUUCAGUUCGGGAAAGUAAAAACAUUCACUGUCCCUCUCUCACAUCAUCAUUGGUUGCAGAUCUUUGCUUUCCUGCCUUUUUUUUUCUUUCUCAGACGGUCGUCACAUCUUUUGUUUGGUCGCCUCCCACCUUUGCUGACACAGAUUCUUGUUGGAUUUUCAUCUCUUUUCCUCCACUCUGUGGUAAAUCCAUAACUGACCUGCCCCUGCAAUAAUGCUUGUGAUGACUACAGCUUGUGUUAAUCGUUGUAUUGAUAUGACUGUGAUGAGGGGCUGCAUGCUGAGCAGCACAGUGAGGGGGGAUUCUGGGUAAUAGAGUGUGGCAGACUGAAAAGAAAAUGGAGAGUUGGAACAUCUUUGGCCUCCGCCCAGCUGUGGCGUUUUGGCCUGAGCCUUGUUGAUAUGCAUAGAUUCCUUUAAUCAUGCAGAAACAAUGAUGUGGAGUUCAUGUGUGUGUGUAUGGGAGUGUCCGUGUGUGUGUGUGUGCGUGUGUGUGUGUGUGCGUGUGUGUGUGCACUUUGUAGCCAAUUGCUUUGUGAUAUGAGGGGAAGUAGGGCGAAUGGAGGUCAGGAUUUUUGAAAAUCCCUCUUUGUCUCCAUAAUGUGACCUGCUUGGCUCUGCAGCUUUGUCAGAAUAAAUUGGCUCUGCUUUUGAAAGAGGCCACACUGAGUCUGACUCGAUUGCUUCAUCCCACAGUUCUGUAUACAGAAGGAGAACCUGUUGCCCCCUCAUGCAGAAAACUGUCUUUCUUUUCUGAUAAAGGGGAAAAUUAGCCCUCUCAAAACUUGCACAAAGAAGUAAAGUUAUGUUUUUGUUUCCGUCUCCUCCUUCAGCCUCUGCUGGAUGCUCUCCAAGAUUUGCCUGAGUGGUACGGGGUCAAAUCCAUGCAGGCAAACUGGAUUGGAGAGUGCACCGGCUGCUACUUUGAUUUCAAACUAAAGGUGAGCCUCAGCUUUCACCCCCUUUUCCCCCCUCUUUUUAUUCAUUCAUCACUCUUGCUAUUCUGCAAUCCCUCAACUUAUAUCUCCCUGUUGCUCUCCCUAUACGGUCUCUCGUUUUUCAUCUCUUUCUCCCCAGACACUGAUUGCUGGCUUAUUUUGGAUUCCCCAUUUAUUUGUAUAUUUCUGUAAAACUCAAGUACCCAAACAUAAAAGAUCUGCACUCUGUUGCUCCCAUUCAGUGCAGCGCAUUCAUAUGCAAGUGGCAAUUUACCAAAACAAAUGAUGUAACAGAUCAGUUUGUAUUGAGUCUUUUCAGAGUAAUAUUUACAGUUCUUCACUUGUCAAACCCAGCUGUCACGGGAAUCCCACUGAGAACCCCAUGAAAACCAUUUAAAAACAUUUCUCCAUAAAAAGAACCAGAAAAUGUGUUUUUAAUGUCAGUCUUUUAAUUGGAUAUGUCUUUACAUGUCCAGGGUAAAAAUAGUCAGACCACGCAGUGUGCUUUUGUGGGGUUUGUUUGGAUUUUAUUGUAUGUUAAUGACUGAAUAAACAGUUCAAGUUAAAACCAAGGUUCGCAGGUUAAUUGGAUGACUGCUUGUCUUAUGUUACAUCCUCACACAUAUUCAUUUAAUUAUUUCCCACAGGGGCUGAAACAGGUUUGAAUAUGUCUUCUUCUACAUGACAUGUACUAAUUACCCAAGAGCCCCCAACAUGAGCAUGUUGUCUAUGAAUAAUUACAGGAUUAAAGGUGCAGUAGCCUUCUCAUUUAUCAAAGAACUGCACAUGGUACAGUAACAAACAUCUCACCUUGCUUAGUGACUCUAUGCACAGACUAAAGAUGGUGCUAUCUAAAGAUUUUCCCUUUAUUUGUUGAUUGUUUACCAUCACCUGGUAGCUGAUCCUCCUCAAUUGUCCUGAAAAAGCAUAAUUUGAUGUAAGACUAGAAAGACAUAGCAGCUACAGUCUUGGUAUUUGCGCUGUGCUGCUGUAUGUCCAUGGCUCAAAAUUGGAUUUAAUGUCUUUCUGGCCAUUAAGCACACAAGUAACACCACACUGUUUUUAUUUAUUGCUACUUACCCACAUUUGAGUGUACAUACAACAGAGAAACAAGCACCAAUAAAAUGUAAGUUGUCGUUUCGGUAAAGUGGAGUGGAUAUAAAGUGGACUCAAAAGGAGGGGCUGUCUCAAGAAAUUAAACAAAAGUGAAUUAAUGCUCUUAUCGGUGCUAACACAAGCUAUUAUAACAUUGCUAACAAGCUGUUUGGUAUUUAUCAUUAGUGCUUUCAUUUCUAUAUGAGUUAUUUAUGUUAGUUAUGGAUGCAUUUGCUGAGCAGGACAGAUGCUGAAGGAAAAUCUUAAGCGUUUGGCAGCAAUAAGGACAAAUGAAGAUAUCACUGCGGUUGCCACAGUGUAGUCGGCAUUAAAUGUUGGUACAAUUAUGUACAUCAACAACUCUGAAUCACCUGAAACUCGGUGCCAAACAGUACCUGGAAAUCAUGACUUCCUACACUGUGACUUUAUCUAAAGAUUAAGGUGACCAAACGUCCCCGAUUUCCGGGGACAGUCCCCGAAUUGGAUGACAGGUCCCUGGCAAAAGCUGUCCCCGAAAAUGUCCCUGAUUUAAGCGUUUCAUGAAUGAGAGCAAAAAUGUUGCGUGUGGGCUCGAACAAUGGUUAUAACAGUAGCUGAAUGGGUAGGAAGCACAAGUAAACAGUCCUGAACAUCAAUUUUUACAGGGGGUUAUUACAAGGGGCGAGAUGUUGUCUGUGAUCACGCAGCCCAUGCGCACACUGAAUGUCUCUGGAUUUCAUUACAGAAAUCUGGUCACCUUACUAAAGGGGUGAAGCCAAGAUUGGCAUGACCUGACAUCUUAAACUUGAGUGACCUCCUCUUUCAGUUAACCAGAAUACACAUUCACUUACAGAGAACAGAACAUAGUUAUCUCAGGUCAGAAUAGUCCAAGGCGUAUUAGCUUCUUGAGUCAGUUUGAAGAGAGACUUAAAGUUAAAGAAAGUCCAAUGACUUGUACGAAAUCUCACUGUGUUUGAGCCUGCAGUUUGGGUCUGAAUGAGAUUCACAGCGAUUUGAAUGCAGAAAUACUCAGAAAUGCAAUUAUGCACUAAUUUUUCUCAUGAUAUGUCCUGUAGAAUCAGAAAAAUGCCAUAUGAACAUGUAAAAAACAAGAAAACAUGAUUUUCUUUGGAGUGGGUCUUUUAGGACCUGUACUGCAGCCUUUUUGAAGUCCUUUGGUUUCACUUUUGGAGCACUGUCAUGUUGUGCGUAACUACAAGUUUUGCGUCAAUCCAUCUUGUAGAUGUUUAGAUACGUCAGAAAAACACCUCUCAUGAUGUCUGGUGGUGCAAAAUAUAUGUGCUUUAAGUUUUAACUUGAUCAAUUGCUGUUAUGAGAUUAAUCAAGAAAGACUUUCUUCUUGUUUUUAUGUUACUGAUGAUGUGAUUGGGUCAGAACCGAUGUGCAUUAGUCAUUAUUAUUGAUGCCUCAGAGUGUUUAUCUACUUCAAUAAAGCACAAAAAAUCUAAACUGGUAAAAUGUUUCAUGCACAAAGUAUAUAUCAGAUUGAAAUGAACCAAUCUGCUGAAGAUGAGCUGCCAGCUUCUCCCCAUUAGCAAAGCUGUUUAUGUAGACAGUGACAGUUUCUUCUUUAAUCUCCCAGGUAAAUGGAGAGGAGACAGGGGAGACCCUGUCAGCCUACAGCCCCUCUCCAGAGACGGUGUUCGGAGCGGCUUUCCUGGCUAUCCUGCCCUCUCAUAGACUGCUGCGUGGGAGCAGCAAAGUUCGCUCUGCCCUGGAGAAGAACUUCCAUGCCAGCAGGGGUAAUCAUCCUCCAGGUCUCUUUGUCUGUGUUCAGAUUGUCUCUACAGAGUAUGGUUCCCUGCCUCCAGAGGACUAACCUGCAUUUCAAUAUUUUCUUAUCGUCAUUUUUUUUUUCAUUUAGCUAGCUCCUGUACACCUGCAUGCUGUCGGAACAUAAAAAAGCUCAAUGCGAAGGUUAUGAUCCUCUGUGCCAGAUGUGUUUCUAAGCUUUGGCAUAGCUUACGUAAAAAGAUAUAAAAAGUCAAUCCUUUUAUAUGUCAGUAACUCUGUAUUUUAUGGCAUUUCACACAGAUUCGUUCUGUAUUUUUCCACACUUAGUGCAGAUGCAUGUUUUUGAAUGUCAUGGUAUGGAUGUAGUCUGUUAGUGGUCUUAGUCUGUGCUGAUUGGGUUUCCCCUGAGGUUUUCUCAGCCUCACUGUUGAGUGAUUGCUGAUAAUGAGCCACCAGGGGAAGAAGCUCUGCCUCUCUAACACAGUCCCCCAUCCCCGCACUCUCUCUCCAGACUGCCUGUCAGAGGUCACCGCUCGAAACCUGUUCACCAGCAAGGAGGUUCCAGUGGUCAUUUCACACAAAGAGGCAUUCGAUGGCUAUCUGGAUACAGUAAUUGGUGAGAUUUUUGUGGGGGUGGAACUCACAUUCAUCUUUAGAUAGUAGCUGGUGAUGAUAACUACCAUUUAUGUGUCUCAAAGUGUGCACAAGAUAUAUUAGUGGAUAUAAUGCUGAAAAGGUCCUCCCCAUCACGUUUAGUGUUUGAAAAAUGGCCCCUGCAGUGUAUUUUUAAACCUUCAGUGCAUUUACGUGUUUGUCUCACAGUGAAGAGGAGGUAGAACCCUGGGGGCUGAUAAUGAUUAGUCUCAACACAACAUGCUUAACAUCACCGCAGGGUUUAGGUUUUUUUUCUCCCUCUAGAGAUCAGUCAUGCAUGUAUUUUUGCAAGUCCAUGUUUGUGUUUUUUCAUGUUACAUGUAUUUGCUGUGUAUUUCAGGUGUUCCAGACUGCAGCGAGGAGGAUCUGUCUGUGGCCAGAGCUCUGAACCUGACGUGGACCACGGUGCUGACAAGUGAUGAACAUGGGACACAGACUCUAAUCAACUCUGAUGAGGUUUGCACGGUUCUUAAUGACCCUGUACACUUAGUGACUCAGGUCUAGUGCAGCUUCUGUCUAAAAGAAUUUCGACACGUUUCUCACCUCUGUCCCCCUCUGCCUGCAGUUCUCAGGCCUCAGCAGACAGCAGGCAUUUCACUCCAUUACACAGAAGGCCAGAGAGCAGAAGGUUGGAGGACACCUCACCAGCUCUAAGCUCAGGGACUGGUUGAUAUCCAGGCAGCGGUACUGGGGAACGCCCAUCCCUGUGGUGCAUUGUGGGUCAUGUGGUCCAGUCGCUGUCCCUGAGGAGGAGUUGCCUGUCACGUUACCAAAGCUGCCGUCUCUCACAGGGAAAGGUGCAUCGCCGCUGGCGUCCGCCCAGGACUGGAUCAACUGUGAAUGUCCGAGGUUAGAAGACUAAGAUGUGUUUCAUUUUUUUUACUCAGGUUCGAAUGUCAUACGCAAAUUGAUUCUUCGGUAUUAAAUGAAAUGCAGAAACACUCAAAUGACGCUCAUCAAACUUACAGAUGACUCAUUCGUCUGCAAGCUGAUGCAACGCAGUCCAACUCUCCUCACUUGUCUGUUACUGUUAAUGACUGGUUUGAAGCUACACAUAAUGAAUAAAGAAGCAGCUACAUGAUGUAAUGCAAUCAUUUUCUAUAAGUGAACUAAGAAAUAGCACUGGGGAGUAUAAGAAGAGAUUUGAUAUACUGGCACCUCAAGGUCAGAGCUCUUUGGACCAUCUUGUGAUGCCUACUUUAUUAAAGAAACACUUUUUUCAAUCAGAACUUUGAACUUUAAAAGAGCAGCUGAGCAAGAGUUUACUUUCUUUUUAGGUAAAUCAAACUGAAUCAGGAAUAAAGCUUUUCAAAGAUUUUCCAUUGAAAGUUUGUUUAAAUCCAGAGACACAUUUUGACCUCGAGAUCUUACAAACAUGAAGAAUGUGACCCCUUUUCUCAUAAAACAUCCAUGCCUACAAGCUUUCGACUUUCAUUUACUGCCUCUUUUAGCUCAAUAGUGUGUCAAUAGACGUGUUACCUCAGCUCGUCACCUGUUGCUUACAUGUGCAGCUGCAUUAAUAGUUCAAGAAAACUCAAACAAAACAAAAUCUAUCGUGUUCAAUAGCUGACACACACCCAACAGGUAAAUCAGAAGGUAAAAUCACUCACAUCUCCAUACUGGUAGAAAGAAAAAUAGCAUUAGCACAUCAAAGAUAGUCCAGUUUCAUCCAGACAUUCUGAUGAUUAGAAUUGUGAGCUAUAAACAGCUAUUCUAGGCACCAAACAAGCCUCCACCGAUGCUACAGCAGCAGGUGGAUCAUUAACCCUGUUCAGCUGCGUGAUGUUGUAAAUAGGAUGCUAAAAGAGUGGAGGAUGUGCCAUUCCUCUUUUCACACGGCAGAAGCGAUCAGGGAAAUGAUCCUGUCCAUUAUGGUCUAAGUGGAGAAUUGAAUUAUGCUGAAAACCCACUCUAGUGACUCCCUCUCUUCAGCACUUCCUGUUUGUCCUCAGGAGACCAGUGCCAGCAAAAUGAGCGGAGGGACUGACAGGUUUACAGGAAGAAUGAGCAAUGGGGGUGAGCCUGUGAAUUGUGUGAUUAGUACUCUGGUCCUGUUGUGGUUACAUAAUAAGUAGAAUCGGUGACAGGUACAGCAUGAGAUUGUGAUGAUAGAGGUUAUGUAAGCGGUACCAUGCACACAUUUACAGGUUCAAAACAAGCAAAACAAACUCAUUUCAGUGAGUUGUCUGUGUGUAUUUGAGCCAUGGACUGUUUAAAACAUAGACACUAUGACAGUUCCUCAAAGGUGGAGGCAAAACAUCCAGAGUUCCUCCUACUGACUGGCUGAAGACACAAAACCGCCUCCAUGUUAACCCAUUAAGACCUGAACCCUGUCUGAGACACGCUUCUGAAAUCCUGAGGGCAGUUUUAAUAAGGGCUUCCAGAUCCUGAGUUUAUCUUAAGUGUUGAGGUUUACAAAAAAAGCAGAUAUCUCUGCCUCUGUAGCUGAUAGAAACAAAAUUCAAAAGGUAUUUGAGAGAUUACACAUGUGGCUUUCAAUAUAACUACCUUUUAUUUUUCUGAAACUUCAUUUUUGAAAAUCUUGAACAAAAAACUCAAACAGGUGGCAGUCAUGAUAAAGUGUCUAUUCAAUACAAAUGGUAAUAUAAAAAUAAGGUGUUUAAAGGGUAUGCAGCUGCCCUAGUUGGGUUCACAGAUGGGGUGAGUUAAAAUACACUUCAAAUAUGCUUCUAGUUACUCUAAUUAUUCCUUAUCAUGUUGACCUAUUUUAAAGUGCUCGUCCCUUUAAGAAGUUUAGUUUUUGCUAAUCAUUUAAAGCUACAAACAGGUACAGCUCUACGACUGGCAGCUCUGUUGACAAACGUGGUUUCUGCAGCACUGUGUGCACCAGCUUAGCAGCGUUGAGUACCAGUGAGAGAAAAUGUGAUAACACUGUGGCAUCCCGCACCUUAAGGUCACAUCUGCAGUACGUCACCUACACACCCCUUUAUGGAAACAUAUACUGCACAUGUCUGAAGAACAUGGUGCAUGAAGCUAUGCUCUGUAUGGUGUCCUUGUCUACUGUCAGCCAGUGUCAAUCAGAACUCGGCAUCCCUCCACCAUCUCACCUGCAAACCCUCCGAAACCCAUGGUUUGCUGCAUACAUGCAAAGUGAAUUAAUGUCAGCUGUCCGUUGCCUGACUUUUGUGUGUAUCAGACACCUUACAACUAGGAGGUGCCACUCUGAUUAAAGUGUGUGCAUAGAGAGUGACUGUUGGUUGUUUAUUUAGAUUUGCAUGGACAGAGAGAGGGACUCUGGGGGUUUGAGGAGCUGUUGUGAUGUUUUUCUUGGGUUGUUGCUUUUCUGGCACUCAUAAUAUUACACUCAGGUGAAUAUUGAAAGAAGAAGAAAGAAACGUCUUUACCUCUCUCUCUCUCUCUCUCUCUCUCUCUCUCUCUCUCUCUCUCUCUCUCUCUCUCUCUCUCUCUCUCUCUCUCUCUCUCUCUCAAUUCAAUUUCAAUUUCAAUUUUACAAUUUCUAUAAGCUUUAUUGGCAUGACUGUUUGUACAAUAUUACCAAAGCAUUACAAUAUUAUUACAAUAAUAACAACAAAAACAACAUGAUAACAACAACAACAACAACACAAUAACAAGAACAACACAAUAACACAAUAACAACAACAACAACAACACAAUAACACAAUAACAACAACAACAACACAAUAACACAAUAACAACAACAACAACAUAAUAACAACAACACAAUAACACGAUAACAACACAAUAAGAACACAAUAUGAAAUAUAAAAUAAAUAAAUAGUGUCAGUAGUAUCAUGUUUAUAGAUCAAACUCGGGACAGUCAAACUUAGUAGUCAAAUUCUCUCUCUCUCUCUCUCUCUCUCUCUCUCUCUCUCUCUCUCUCUCUCUGUGAGUGUGUGUCUUCUUUAAUUUCAACUUUCGAUUAUCAUAAGUGUCUGCUUUAAACCUAAACAAGAACACCAUACACCCUAACAAUUAGCUAUGGGUGCAGCUCUCCUACUGAGCAGAGUCUGGCUCCAAAAAUGUCACCAGUGUGCUUAACAUUUUUACAACAAGAGGAGGUGAAAAAACUUAACAGCAUGGAGGAUUUGAAUAUGUUUGAGUAGAGGAAAGUCUCCUCAGCUGGCGCCUACAGAGCCUCUUACUGAUAUGGGAAUCCCUCUCUGAAUGAGACUAAUCAACAUCAUGGCGUCAUGUUGAUUAAAACAACGGCCCACUCAGUCGCAGAUGGCACAAGUCAUCAGAUUGUGUUCACUCACUUUCACAAAGCAACUAUAAUUCCCCCCAUCAGCUGUGAUUGAUGGCUAUAAUCGCCCAGACGCCGUUAUCUCCUCUGCCUCCAUUGUCAAGUGUCGGUGGAAAUUUGUUCUCUUCACUCGUCGACCACAUUCAAUUAAAGUUUGAGAGCAACACAGACCAAUGAGAAAUGCUUUUAUAUGUCCUUGAGGAAGUCAUUUCUUGUGUGCACAUCUCAUCUCCCUCUUUCUCUGCACUGCUGUAAAUUAGCCCACUAGCUGAGCCCUGCUACAGCUUAGCCUGGCUGGAAAGUGUGUGUGAGUGUGUUUUCUCUUGAAUUCUCAGGUAGAGAGAGAGACAGAGAGAGAGGACACCUAGUCAGCACACACACACACAAACACACACACACACAGAGUCACAGAUGGAGAGAAGAGAGCUGUCUUGGAGUGGGCAGCUGCCUCUCCUGCUUCGUCUGUUUGAUAGCCUUUUGCCUCUUCCUGUCUCAGCGUGCAAACACAAACACACUUCACACUCUAGUUCAUACAGGUUGCUUUAGAUUAAGUUGACUACUUUUGUCUUUAAGCUAAGAGGAGGGUGAACUCCAGAGAGGAGAGGGUGUGCUGUCUAAACUGAUCCUCUGUACUCUGAUUGGCUGAUCCACUGUGAGAAGGGAAGCAUGGCUCUGAAUGGAUGGAUCUUAAAAUGUUUAUUUGUUAGUUUUAUGUAGUGUCUAUUUGUGGAUUAUGAUUCAACGUGCUUCUAUUUUAUUACCAGAUUUUAAUCAUUGGAGGUAACACCUGACUCUCAAAUAUUAACCCUGCUACACCUUGGCCUUGUUGCUAGGCAACAUUCAUCUCUUACCUCAUCAUCCAUGCCUUGUUAUAGCCUGCUAUAUUGGUGAAGGGUUCUCUCAUCUCAUUGUGUCUGUGCUGGUGAUUAUGGGAUUAAAACAUGUGAUGGUUGUUUUUGUGGGUGAAAAUGAAGACAUCCCAGGUGCAGGAAACCAAACCUGCUCUGCUGCACAAAGUAAAGCACAGAGUCUGUUUUUCUUUCUGGGACAAUGAUUUAAACUCUACGGAGACUCAUUAUAAAGUGAAAUGCAGACACUUUCACUGUUCCAUGUAGUAAUUUCAGUCAAAUGAGAACAAAAACACCUUCCCAAAGCUCUUGUUUCUGCCUCCCCUCCACAUUGAGAGUGAUAUUGGCAGAUUCGCAUCACGUACGUACUCAAGUGCUGUUUGGCUUGGAUGGGAAAGGGGCACGAGGUGGCAUUUCUAACACAAACACAUGAUCAUGUGCUCAGCCUGCCGCUUCAUUCCUUGUUAGCUCAGCCUGUUGGUAGGGGCAUGAGAACACAGCUCCGGUGCCAGUCUGGCUUCAGCUGUGCUUCUCUACAGGGACAUGACCUCCUGCAGCCAGAUGGAGCCAGCUGCACACACUCACACAGCACACACACAUCACAUUAUGUGCGGCUUUAGCUAAGCAUACAAAGUGGUUUCGCUCAUUUGUUCAGUUUCUAAUGUGUCAGCCUAAUAUUGAAUUUUGUUCUGCCUCUGCCAAUUCUCUGCAUGUCUGUUUCUCCUCUGUCAGAUGUAAAGGCCCAGCCAAGAGAGAGACCGACACCAUGGACACAUUCGUGGACUCUGCUUGGUAUUACUUCAGAUACACAGACCCUCAAAACCAACACAGGUAUGAUCCGCCUCCUCUUAAAAUGUCAAUUUACUGUUUCAAAGCCGCUUUUGAAUCAUUCAAACCACCAAAUUCAAGAUUUUUUUAUUUCUUUUCCUCCUACACCAUUUUUAUCCUCACGCCGGGACAGAUUUUGUGCAGAAACAGGUUUUAUUUACACUCUUGUUUGCUCAAAUUAAAAAGCAAUGAACAGAGAGAAGAAGCAGCACAAGUGUCUAAAACAGUGGGUGGAUAAGCAAAUCUGUCUGUUUUUAGAUCUUUAAAAAAGACGCAUUUUCCUCUGUGUAAUCUGCGCUACAGCGUGCUAAAAGAUGCUUUAUUUCACACGUACUCUGGUCUGUAUGUGCUGCAGGAAAGUUACACUCAAACAUAUAAUUAUGCUGCUCUCUGCAAUAUCACCCACUCUCUUCCACUUAACCGUUUCAAACAUGUAUAAAAUGCCUGUGUGCACCCUCUUCAUACACACACACACACUUGCCUUCGAAGUUGCACAUUUCUAGCCGAGAGAUUAUGGAGCUAUGGUCAUCACCUGCUGGGAUGGUGGCGAUAGCCUGAGCCUUACAAAAGAGAUUAAUUUCCCAGUGGCCUGACCUCACUGUAAAGCUGCUUUAUAAGAAAGCAGGACUGCUCUUCCCAUCACUUUUCUUAGCCAGACAGAUUAUGGCACAACAGAAAAAGCAAUUAUGCUAUUUGUGCAUUUCAGUUAGCUUGCUGAGCCCUGCCUGUGUGUGGAUAGGGGGGGAGAAAUGAUGAAAAAAUGGAGGGAGAAGUUGUUAAAAGUAGGAAGUAAGAGGGAUGAAAUAAGAGGAGGAUGUUAAAUGGAAAAGUGUGUGUGGCGAUGUAUUGCAGCACCCUGGCCUGAUGCCAACAAACAGGCAAAUGUAUUUUUUGGGCCUUCUGAGUCCAUAACACUUUUCCCCCCGGUUCGAUUAUCCCAGGGAGACACCAUCAUCCAGGAGAGGCAGACAGGUGUAAAGAAGAGUAAUGACUGUGAAAGGUGACACACAGAGAUAGCGGGCUGUCCUGAAAAGCAUCAUUAGGUGGAAUCCCGGUGUCUGCUGACCAUCCUGCUGGUCAGGCUAAACACAUGCAGCUCCAUUGCUCCAUUCUGAAAGACACAGCCCAGUCAGGUCAUCUCAGAUAGACUUACCUCCACUACAGCUGUUCACGUGUAGAGCAGAGUUUAGAGAGAGUCUUAAGGAACAGGCAGGGCCUCUUUAGGUUUUUUUUUGUUUUGCUUUUUGUUUUUUUUGUGAAGCCAAAGGGAUGGAGAAACAACUGAGGGUUUUAGUUUCCUUGUUCUGUGAACCAGAUUCUGUCUGCCCCCUAGAGGACAUGUGUGAAUAUGUUUAUAAAACACUGUCAGGUGUCUGAAAGCUCUAUUACAUACUGUAUAUUGUUUACAGACAAAUGUCCAUUUAGCUAUUGAACCCAAACAACAUACAAAUACAACCUAUUUUUUACUAUUUUACUUUCAAAAUAAAUGUAGGCAUACCUUUUUUUAUUUGAAAACCUGUGCUAAAUAUUCUAGCAUCUUAGUGAUAACAAUGUCCAGAAUAACUGAGCAAAACCUCCAAAUAUAUGAAAUUAAAAAAGAAACAAGAUCUAAAAAAGGCUUUAAGUUUAAAAAUAACAUUAACUUCAGGAGGAGAGAGAUGCACUCCGCACAUUUGGGCAUAAUGCACAAAUAACUACAACACCAUAAAUAUCUUUUAGUACAAAUUCAAUCCUAACCUCAUAUUCUCUUCCUCUUUUUCAACAGACCUUUUGAGCGCCGCCUUGCUGAUCACUGGCUCCCCGUGGAUGUGUAUAUCGGAGGCAAAGAGCACGCUGUCAUGCACUUAUACUAUGCCCGCUUCCUGUGUCACUUCUGCCAAGAUCAGGAACUCGUUGCCCACAGGUACAGCUCACAGUGUUUAUGACCUAUUCCUUUUGUGCACAAUCUAUCUGCGCAUGCACGUAUGCAAAUUAAUCCUCCUUUUUGUCUGAUAGGGAGCCUUUCAGAAAGCUGCUAGUCCAGGGUCUGAUCAAAGGCCAGACUUUCAAACUUGCAGACAGCGGCCAGUACCUGAAGAAAGAAGAGAUACACUUCACAGGUACACACUACAUGGAUAUGCCGGGUGUUUGUGAGUUUGACAUGUGUGUAACAGAUGGGACAGGAGAGGGUUUUGCUCCAUGUUUUGAAUCAUGAGACCGUUUCCUUUUAUUUUAAAUGCUUUGUGACCAUAUGUGAUCCCUGUAGUGCUGCUGGUAUCAUUCCCUCUCUGCUUUGAGACUGAUGUGUUCUCCUCAUUUAAUACCAUUUACUGCAAACUCAUGUUCAAUUACAAAGACGUCCUUUUGAAGAGAGGUAAAACUGGCUUCACUCCAAAGCAUUCCAAGCUUUUCUCUGUUUAUUCAUUAAAUGAAAGGCUGUUGGGUCCCAAAGAAAGUUUCAUCUUGACCUUGGUGAUAAACUCUCACUGAAGACUUACAAGCUUAUCUUUUCUUUGCUUGUGUUUACAAGAGCCGACAGCAAACAGUAAGACUGCAUACAAGUCAUUAAUUUUGUGGGAUUUGAGUAAAGUUCUUGUGACUUUGUCCAACCAACACUGAUCUCUGACUCCUGCCUCUUCCAGAUAAGGAGCCAGUGGCACGUGGUGGGGGUCGGGUUGAGGUGACGUGGGAGAAGAUGAGUAAGUCUAAACACAACGGUCUGGACCCACAGGAGGUGGUACAGCAGUACGGCGUGGACACAGUGAGACUUUACAUCCUUUAUGCAGCGCCACCUGAGCAGGACAUCCUCUGGAAUGUGAAGAGUGAGCUUUUUCAUUCAACAUUUAAAAUUAGAAAGAUGCUUGAUGAUGAAUAGUUUCCAAUCAUCCAUUUAUGUAUUUUUGGAAGCUGAUGUUACAAUAUCAGAUUUUUCCUUUGUGUCUUUGUUUUCACCACCUCAGCGGACGCUCUCCCUGGAGUCCUGCGGUGGCAGUCCCGGCUCUGGCAGCUAGUGACCAAGCUGAGAGGGACUCGUGAGCUCGGAGAUACACCCGACCGCUCUGUGCUGAAAAAGAAAGAGCUGACAGAGGCCAAGAAGAUCUGGGAGAAUAAGAACUACACUAUUCAAGAGGUAGCAGCCCAACAGCCCAGGACUGGUUUUGAUGUAGUAGCUGACAUUAUUCAACUCUCAGAUAUUGUUUCUACCAGUAGGGGUCAGUAGGUGGCACACAUCUAAAAACCUGAGUUUUCUUUGAAAGUUAGUGUUCGUCUUUCUUAAUUAAGAUAAUUCACAUUAUAGCUUCUGUCACCUUGUAUCAGUUCAGAUUUGAUUACCAAUCAUCGGUAUUCAUAUUGUAUUUUUAUCCUCUUAAUCCCUUGUACUUUUAGAAAUCAAGGUAAAGAGCCUUUUAUUCAUUUACAAGAUGCUGCAUUAUAACUGUAAGGUAAUUUUGGCUUAUUACACAGUCCUGAGGUUUAGCCUUUUCAGCCAUCGUAAUGUGAAACCCUUAGAGCAAAGAGUGAAGGAGAGGGAGGCGAUGGAAAUUGAUUUCAAAUCCACUCUGGCUCCUUUCACACUUUAUAAAUAGCCUCCUUUUGCUGCCAGGUUUGAUUCUCUCCCCUCCCUUUGGAGCGGGUGCUUUUAAAGGACCUCAGGCUGUUUGCCAAAGGCCCCCAGAGUCGAGGCUGUUCUUUGAUCCGUCCCUCAGAAAAAGCCUCGGUGUUCAACCUCCUCCUCUCUUGGGCCCUUCCCAAAUGAGUUCCUCUUCCCAGAAGGCUAAGCAGGGGGAUGUUGACUCUGUAUCUUCAGUUAGUUCACACACUGAUAACAGGAAAGGGCUUGUUAUUGUUUUCUAAUAAUUCUUCAAGAAAAGUACUUCCAGAGCUUGUUCCUCAGAUCAUGUCAUCUUUAAUGGCUACCUUUUUUUGUUGUUCCUUUCAGGUGACAUCUCACUUCACGGAGGACUUCCUUUUUAACACAGCCAUUUCUCGCCUGAUGGGACUCACCAACACACUGACUGUGAGCGUUUUCCCCUUGGGGCACAUGGAAAUAAAAAUGUCACAGUAAUUGCUUAACACCUUGAUAUUUCUACUUCUCCCCCUUUUUUUCAUGCUCAGGGUGCAACAGUCAGGGUUAUGCAGCACAGUGUGGAAUUUGAGGAAGCUCUGGCUGCACUCAUCAUGAUGACAGCUCCCAUGGCCCCUCACCUGGCCUCUGAAGUUUGGGCAGGUUAGUGACAUGGGAUUUAAUCCCAAAAAAUUUACACAAAUAGCUCUGCAAAACUGGAAAUUGAACUAAGCAUGUGUUGUUAGUUUAUUACAGUUUUUUUUUCCUUUAUAAGUCUAGAAAAAUAAUGACAAAUGAUAUUAUAGACUAGAGGUUAUGGUACCCCCCCCCCCCAAAAAAAAAAAUAAAUAAAUAAAUAAAUAAAUAACUUUAUUCCUAUCAUAUCUCUGCAGGGAUGCUUGUAGUUUUUUGAUAUGAAACUUAAAAUUGUCCCUCAAGUAUAAAAUCAAUAAGUGACAUUUUAGAUGCAGCACAGGAGUUUAUGGUGUCCUUCAUGGGUUUGCACAGCUAGUUUUUAAUCAAAUAAGGGACAAUAAUCAGAAUUAGCUGUUGAGACUUAAAAAAACUGCAGAAAAGAGGGAAGACAAAUAAAUUGUACACACAGCCUAAAAUGUGAAUAUGUUUUGAACAUUUCAAUCACUCCCUCUCUCUUUAAGGUGCAAAAGUGGAGUGAGCGCACCUUGUUUUUUUAUUUUUACAGGGCUAAAGUUUGGUCACACCAGACAUGGAUGGCACAAAAUCAUGUUGUUCCUCCUUCAUUUCUGUGUUUUGAAGAAUUUCACCCCUUUUUUGCACCUGGCAAAAAAGUGCAAAGGCUAUCACUUUUUGUAAAUGUCUUUUGAGCUGCUGUUUAAGAAUAGAGUAUGUGAGGUCUGUGGUGAAAUGAGGCCCCAUCUAAAUGUUGUAAGAGGAAGUUGCUACAGAUAAACGUAAUGUUGAUGCUCCUCAUCUUAUCCCAGAAAACACCCAGGACUGAUGUAAUCACCAGCCAACAUGUCAGUAAAAACACCUCUUUUUUUUCCCUUUUUUGCCUGUGUAACAAGAAUAAGAAACGGGACAUAAAGUUCACACACUGUCUGUGGAUGGACGCACUUGUAACAGCUCUUAGCUAAGCGUAAAAAAAACAAUGCAAAGGGAGAUCUCAGUUGCCUUUCGUGCCUUGCCUGAAGUGCUUGCCCCCGCACUGCCCUGAUGGAGGACAUCCUUUUAUUGUCGAUGACACACGUACGCCAGAGUUCUGCUCACAGCUGAGAGAAAAGAGGUCCCCCUGAAACAUAUUGUCCAGCUGAUAGCUGCAGGAAAGGCUGAUGCAUUAUCACCAGCAGGAAAAGGUGCGUGUGUGCGUGUGUGUGUGCGUGCGUGCGUGUGUGUUUUAAUGAAUGUCUGUGAGUGUUUGUUUUGAUUAUAUUCACAUGUGUGGAUUUUUUUUAGACAGGGCUUCUAAGUCAGAGAGGAACUUGUGACCUGUGCUGUAUUCAGUCACGUUAUGCUUUUCACUAUCCCUCACACACACACACACACACGCACGCACACACACACACACACACACACACACACACACACACACACACACACACACACACUUGCGUACAGAAGAGGAAGUUCACAUCCUUCCCUCGUGCCUCUGGGGGAGGCACACUCAUGGGUCUAAAUGUGGUGAGGGUGGGGUUUUAUUUGACCCUUCACUGUAAACAAAAAAAUGAAAACAAAUAUUAAAAGAAAUCUAUAAAAAGUAAGAAAUAAUGUUUGAAAAUUUUUGAAAUUCUCUGGUUAUCUCAAAAGUAUUUUCUUUUUUCUUUCCUUUAUAUUUCGCGUCCUGCCCUUUCAGCUGAGUUGCGUAACAGCUGUUAAAACCUCAGUAAGGACAGCAUGUCUGAUGAGCAGCUGCUGCUGUUUGAUCUGUUGUCGUCCUGAGUUUCCUCUCUGGUUUCUCUCUUAGGUCUUUGCCAGGUGCAGAACCCCCUCAGCCCUCUUCUCCAGCGGGGAGGAGACGUCCUGCAGCAGCCUUGGCCAACAGUGGACCCUGAAUACCUGGAUGCCCCUGACUUUGUGGAGCUGUCUGUACUGGUAAGACCCCACAGACACGCACGUUUUUCCUUUGAUAGUUUUCAUCUGUUGUGUUGAUUUCUGCCACAGUUGUGCUCAUAAAACUUUUUAAAAUAGAAUGAACCGGAUGAACAAAAUGGAAAAACACUGUCAUUAAGCUCAAGACAAAGCUUUUCUAUUCUGAAUUGCCUUUAACAUAUCAGGCUUUCAUCCAGCUGCAGCCCUCUGCUCAUAAUGCAUACACAACUGUUAUUAAUGCACAUUUUCACACACUUUUGGUCCUGAAUCCACUUGCAUUUUCUCUGAAGUACCCAACUCUUUUAAACCAACGUCUUAGGUCCAUGAUUACACUCAAAGUCUGUAAUUUCAGAGAGAGCCUAUGAUUACCCAAUGUGUGUGUGUGCAUGUGUGUGUUUAUGAGUCUGCAUGUCAAGUGCUGCUCUUGAUGCUAAAUACACAAAUGAGUCAAUAAUUAAAAGCCAAGAACAGAAAGUCGGUAUUAUUCCUGACUGCCUUACCAACAUUUUUGUGGGUCUUUGUUUUUUUGCUCAUGAGCUCAGUCACACAAAUAGUGAAAGCCCUCUGCUUUGCAGCGUGUGUCAUCAUGAGGAAUGAAAGUGUGUAUGCAUAUGCAUAUGUGUGUGUGUGUGUGUGUGUGUGUGUGUGUGUGUGUGUGUGUGUGUGUGUGUGUGCGUGUGCGCGAGACAGAGACAGCACUUUCAAAGGUUUACGUACAAUCAGAGAGAAUAUCCAGCUGUGAAGUGAUCCCGGCAUUUCAAAUACUAGUACAGUUUGCGCAGGAACACACAUGCUCACACUAACACACGUCAGCUUUCAGACUCAUUUAGAAGAUAAAAGCUUCAACUGCAUUAAUCUGACUGUUUUCCAAUGAGAGGGUCGUAUCCCUAGAAAGUUCCAGCUAAUCCCCUCACACUGACACACAAACACACACGCAUGAUGUGUGAGGACAGCAAAGGCAGCCAGGUGACAGGCAGCACCUGUCUUUGGUGUGUUGAAUUUUUCCUCUGUACUCUGACAGAGAGGCAAGAAACCACAAGACAAGAAACCUGAAGUGUGUGAUGUGUGUGCCGGGUUUGUAGUGCUAUCUUUGAGAGGACCUGUUUCAACUUUCCUCUUUGUUCACCACUUCAAAGGAAAGUUCGAAGGCAAAGGUUAGAGUUAGGUUGUGGUUAGCAUUUGGAUUGGGAUGCAUUACAUCAAUCAGGGCCUUAGCAUGUAAACAGAGUCAAAAGUCUGUACGUGUACAACUCUGGUUUAUCUGCACUCCUAGAACAAAACUGUCAUUUUCUGUCAUUGUUAUGGAGCUGUUAAAGAAUUUAUUUUUUAGAAGUGUGAUUAUUUGAUUCAUUUCAAUAUAGAUAAUUGAGAUUUUAACAACUUAUACAGGUAAACGGGGAUCUCCAUGCCAAAUAACUUACCCAGAGUAGAAGGAACAUGAGUGCGAAAAACAACAACAACAAAAAAAAAAAACAUGACAUUCACACUGAAAUCACUUUACUGUGAUUUUAUUGUGUGUCAAGUUUUCCUUCAAUAGGUGAUAUGUAGUAUUUUAAAGCACAGUGGCAGUUGGAAGAUGCUAUGAUGGUUUAACUACAGUGUGUGUAAAGGUCUUAAAAACACAGUAUUUUUUUUUUAAUCGUUUAAUUGCUAUGGGAUCAUAUUUACUUAAAGAAGAAAACACACUUUGUUUUCUAAAUUAACAAAGCAAUCAUCUCAGAAUUAUUAGAAAUUUUUACACUCAAACAUUUUUUCUCUCUUUUAAACACAAACAUCAUAAUCUUGCAAGAAUCCUGAUCCAUCUUCCCUCAAACACUCACAAAUACCUACAUGAAGUCAUAAUUCAGCUCCUGGUGUUCACUGAUGAUGAUAAUGAUGAUGUUGGAUUUCCUUCAAUCUGCGCUCGCUCUCUAUUGUGGGCUUCCUCGGCCUUGUGGAGGCAACCUCUCUGCUUCUGUCGUCCUUCUAAUCACAUAGCAGGGUUUGUUCCUGAAGGAGGCCAGAGAUGAGUGGCCUCAAACACACAUGCACAAAUACGCACAAAUACACACAGCGCUCUCCAAAUGAACACCAUUAAUUUCUGUCUGCUUUCAGAAACAUGAUCACAUUGAGCGUGUGCACACAUACACUUGCCUCUAAACAUUACAAGACUGAAAGCCCUUCCCAUACCUACCACUAACUAUGUGUUUAGAGGGUUCACUGUACUUGUGGAAAGAGAGGUGGAGUCUUUUAUUUUGGGUGUGUUUGCCAGUAAGAAAAAAAGUUUGAGUACAGCUUGCCAGGGCAUGGUGGAGUCUUGGUAAAAUGGGAAAAUCAGUAAACAACAGUAACUGGCAUUCAGUCUAUUUCUUGCUUCAUUCUUACCCUCAGAUCAACAACAGGCUGUGUGGGACAGUGACUGUGCCUCUGGAGGUGUCCAAAGACUCGGAGCUGGUGCAAAAGCUGGUCUUGGAGAGCGCACUGGGACAGGAGCAUCUUGGGGAUCGCAGCAUCAAGAGAGCAAUCCUCUCGCCAAGGACUGCCCUCAUUAACUUUCUCACUAAUGAGUGAUGUUUGUGCACUUACAUCUGUUAGAUAAGUACAGUCACUCAGCAGGCAGGGGGAAACAAAAGAGAUAGACAUUAUAACACCAUGAUGAAGUUUUUUACAUAAACUGUCACUGUAAAUAUGCCCAAACAGGUUUAAUUUAUAUUUUCCUGCUUUUUUAAUAAAAGAAAAUUUAAAAGUAAUGGAUUUCUUUGCUCUUUUGGAAGAGACACUGAGUAGUUUCACAUAUUUUGUUUCACUCUUGUUCAUCACGACGGCUUCACACCUCUCCUCUCUGCAGUAUUCCUGUCUGCUCAGUGUCCCUGCUUUGUUACACUGUCUUGAUUUGCCUCAUCAGUGUUUGUUUCAAACUGCUGCUGCUGUUUUUAGCCACUCGCCUCCUCUGAACACCAUACACAAGCUGCUGUUUGGCUUCUGGACAUUCAGCUGGGCUCUGUGAACUGUGCAGCCUCAAGGUCCGUUUGAAGUCAAUGAAGAGUCCGAUGUGGUCUGGGAUUUUUUUAUUUUUUUUUUCAGCUUGCUUCCAUUCAGUUCAGUCCACUGCUGCCCAUUCAUCAGUUUAGUUUCUCUGUCUCAGCACUGGGUCAACAUGACUCACCAGCAGAGCAGAGCUGUGCUGGCAGAGCACACGCCCCAUCAGCACUGAAAUGUAUCCAUGUGUAUACCCACCUGCCUAUCUAAAAAGACCGGGUGAGUAAGCAGUUAUUUGAUAUGUGAACACACUCAGUCCCCACAUGACCUUUGAACACGCUUGUCUUAAAGAAAACUGUCACAAUUUGUGGUAAAUGUUCAAUGAAGGAAUCGGAUCUCUUUAAGGAUUCAUGUUUAUCA
Xyrichtys novacula (pearly razorfish) is the source of this 36111-nucleotide messenger RNA. NCBI's taxonomy places the organism in Eukaryota, Metazoa, Chordata, Actinopteri, Labriformes, Labridae. The record is from the annotation of a GenBank genome assembly.